Molecule: messenger RNA, 3157 nt
Organism: Heterobasidion irregulare TC 32-1
Lineage: Eukaryota; Fungi; Basidiomycota; Agaricomycetes; Russulales; Bondarzewiaceae
Product: Ca-transporting ATPase
Exons: 11
Coding region: 1-2880 (959 amino acids)
Biological process (GO): intracellular calcium ion homeostasis; calcium ion transmembrane transport
Cellular component (GO): membrane
Molecular function (GO): ATP hydrolysis activity; ATP binding; P-type calcium transporter activity
Source: RefSeq, a predicted model, not a curated record
AUGGAAGCUCCCUGGACACAGUCCUCGCAGGAUGUCCUCCAGCACUUUCAAGUAGACUCCACCGUCGGCCUGUCACCCGAACAGGCCCAGAAACACGCUCAGCUCUAUGGGAAGAAUGUAUUGCCUGAGGAACCAUCUACACCGCUCUGGGAGCUCAUCCUCGAACAAUUCAAGGACCAGCUCGUCCUCAUCCUUCUUGCUUCUGCUGUCAUAUCUUUUGUCCUCGCCCUGCUUGACGACGCUGAAGAUGCCACCCUGUACGGUGCUUUCGUUGAACCCUCGGUCAUCCUGCUCAUCCUCAUCGCGAACGCGACGGUGGGAGUGAUUCAAGAGACAAAUGCCGAGAAAGCCAUUGACGCCUUGAAAGAAUACUCUCCGGACGAGGCGAAAGCCUUACGCUCUGGUCAGAUUGCACGCAUCCACGCGUCUGAGUUGGUACCUGGAGACAUCAUCGCUGUCGCCGUCGGAGACAAAAUCCCUGCAGACUGCCGUGUACUCUCCGUCUCCUCGAGCAGUUUCCGAAUCGACCAGGCUAUCUUGACCGGCGAAAGCGUCAGCGUCAAUAAGUCCAUAGACGUUGUCUCAGACUUGAAGGCCGUCAAGCAAGACAUGACCAACAUGCUUUUUUCUGGUACAACCGUCGUGAACGGCAAUGCCCGGGCGAUCGUUGUCUUUACCGGCCAACGCACCGCCAUCGGUGAUAUCCACAAGUCUAUCUCUUCUCAGAUUAGCGAGAAGACGCCUCUCAAGCGCAAACUUGACGAGUUCGGCGACACACUGGCCAAAGUCAUCACCGUCAUCUGUAUACUUGUCUGGCUCAUUAACAUCCGGCAUUUCUGGGAUCCUGCGCACCAUGGCGCACUCAAGGGAGCAAUUUACUACUUCAAGAUUGCCGUCGCUCUCGCGGUCGCUGCCAUCCCAGAAGGCUUAGCCGCCGUCAUCACCGCGUGUCUCGCCCUUGGAACAAAGAAAAUGGCACAGAAGAACGCUAUCGUCCGGAACUUACCCAGUGUCGAGACGCUUGGAAGCACUAAUGUUAUCUGUUCUGACAAGACAGGCACCUUAACCACCAACCAGAUGAGUAUCUCAAAAUUCCUCAUCGUUGACGCCCAAACGGGCGCCCCGAAGGAGUUUGUAGUUGAAGGCAGCACUUUCUCCCCGUAUGGGUCCAUCCGCUCUGUCAAUGGCAAAGAUGCCUCUGAUGACCUCCGAUCAGAGCCCAUUCAACGUCUGGCCGAGAUAAGUGCUAUCUGUAAUGAUGCCAAAAUUGUCUAUAAUGUGGAUAAGAAUAUGUACAGUAAUGUUGGUGAACCCACCGAGGCUGCUCUCAAGGUCCUGGCCGAGAAGAUAGGUUGCCCUGACAAGGAGUUGACUGUGUCACUUUCUUCGCUCCCUCCCGUAACUCGCGCAUCGGCUGUCAACGACUUUUACGAGCGCCGGAUUCCCCGGCUACUCACUUUUGAAUUUUCCCGCGACCGCAAGAUGAUGUCCGUCCUUGUCAAGCUCAAUGGCACCGGCGCGCUUUUCGUCAAGGGUGCACCGGAAUCCGUCUUGGACCGCUGUACCUCGGUCCUUAUCGCCGGCGGCCAGCACGUGCCUCUCACCCCUGCCCUCCGCAGCGCAAUACUUCACCAGACCGCCGCAUACGGCAAAGCUGGUCUCCGGACACUCGCGCUCGCGUUUGUCGAUGUACAGGAUAUCGACGCCGCUCACUAUCAGUCUCAGAGCACCGUUGACUACGCGCGCUUUGAGCAGAACCUUACCUUCGUCUCUCUCGUUGGCAUGCUCGACCCGCCGCGCCCCGAGGCGCGUCUCGCGGUCGCGAACUGCAAGGCUGCGGGCAUCCGCGUGGUGUGCAUAACGGGCGACAACAAGGGCACGGCAGAGACGAUUUGCAGGCAGAUCGGGAUCUUUGGUGACGACGAGGAUUUGACCGGGAAGAGCUAUACUGGGCGCGAGUUCGAGGAGCUGAGUCAUGAGGAGAAGGUCCAGGCGGUUCAAAGAGCGUCCUUGUUCACCCGGACAGAGCCAGGGCAUAAAAGCCAGUUGGUGGAUUUGUUGCAGGGGCUGGGUCUGGUCGUGGCUAUGACCGGUGAUGGUGUCAACGAUGCGCCGGCUUUGAAAAAGGCAGAUAUUGGUGUGGCUAUGGGAAGUGGCACCGACGUCGCGAAGUUGGCCGCCGACAUGGUCGUCAGCAUCUUCCUGACGGUCCUGCUCGGCAUGCCCGAGGCGCUGAUCCCCGUGCAGCUGCUCUGGGUCAAUCUCGUCACGGACAGCUUACCCGCCACCGCGCUCGGCUUCAACCCGCCCGACCACUCCAUUAUGCGUGUGCCGCCGCGGAGCAGCCGCGAGCCGCUGAUCGGGAAGUGGCUCUUUUUCCGGUAUAUGGUCGUUGGGACGUACGUCGGUGUCGCGACUGUGGCCGGCUAUGCGUGGUGGUUCAUGUAUUUCGCGGACGGGCCGCAGAUCACGUUCUCUCAGCUGUCGAACUUCCACCAGUGCGCGGCACGGUUCCCAGAGAUCGGGUGCGAGAUGUUCACGAACGUGAUGGCGCGGCGCGCGACGACGAUGAGCCUGUCGAUCCUGGUGACGGUGGAGAUGUUCAACGCGAUGAACUCGCUUUCGGAGAACGAGAGCCUGUUGCGGCUCCCGAUUUGGAAGAACCCAUUCUUGGUCGCCGCGAUCGCGCUCAGCAUGGCGCUGCACUUCAUGAUCCUCUACGUCCCGUUCUUCACCGCUAUAUUCGCGAUCGAGCCGCUCAACCUGGUCGAGUGGAAGGCCGUGCUGUACUUCAGCGCGCCGGUGGUGCUGAUCGACGAGGUGUUGAAGUUCAUCUCCGCGACGUUCAUCUCGCCGCCGUCCAAGGUGAAGGUGGACUAGACCCGGGCUAGCGUGUAUGCGGUGUGCAGGAGUGUUGGAUCAGGGGCAAUCGAACGUUGGGUGCUCGAGCUAGUGAGCUUGGGCGUGAGCUUGGGCUUCGGCUAGCUUGGGGACGCCGAGAGUGUAGCACACGCGCAUGUGUCCUGUAGACCCACGAGUGGGCGGUAAUGGUGUGUUCUGUAGAUCGUCGUACGGCGACGAGGACGAUAGCACGCGUGUUGUUGGUUGUGUUUUCACAUCUCACUUAUUUCAUUCGGGCCGCCGAGCCUUCUUUAUG